AUGUCGAUUUCCAAAGUCAAGGUUGUGCGUCUUGCGCACGUCCAUUAUGCACAUCCAGAUCUCCAGCGCGGGGUGGACUUUCUCCUCGAUUUUGGCAUGAUUGAGGCGAGCCGUGAAGGUCAAAAGGUUUACCUCCGUGGAUACGGCAUCCAGCCAUACGUCUACCUGGCUGAACAGUCCCCGGAUGACAAGAGGCAUUUCCUUGGAGGCUACUGGGCCGUCGAGAGCGAAGCCGAGCUACAGAAGGCAGCGAACUUGCCAAACGCGUCCCCGAUCAAGGACCUCGAGGGCCCUGGCGGUGGCAAAGUGGUUACGAUCGUUGAUCCCAACGGGCACGUCGUUGGCUUCGUCUGGGGUCAGCAGCUUCGAACGCACGAUAUGUCAACGUCGGAGCAAGUUGCUGGAUCCUUGGACAAAACUGGCGGUGACUUCAACUUUGCCGCACAGAAGACCCGCAAGGGAUCUUGGAGGAGGUUCAAUGUUGGCCCCAGCCCGGUCCAUAAGCUCGGGCACUAUGGCUACAUGACGAGGCCGGAAAAGCUCAAGGAGACGUUGAAGUGGUACCUGGACCUCAUCAACUUGAAAAUCACGGACAGCAUGUACGAUCCGGUAACGGGUGAGGAUGAGACGUGUUUUAUGCAUAUCGACCUUGGUCAGCAAUACACCGACCACCAUAGUUUUUUCCUGGGAUCGACACCAAACACGACAAAGGCACACGUCCACCACUCCAGCUUCGAGGUCAACGACUAUGAUACUGAACUGCUUGGCCAUGACCACCUGAGAAAGAAAGGUUGGACGAAUUGUUGGGGUGUGGGUAGACAUGUCCUGGGCAGUCAAAUAUUUGACUAUUGGUUUGACGGCUCCGGCAACGUGGUUGAGCAUUAUUCUGAUGGUGACAUGGUAAAUGAGGACACGCCACGGGGAAGAGAGCCUGCUGCUAUAGAUGGAAUCGCCGUCUGGGGUCCCAACGUGACGUUAGGAUUUGCUACAGGCAGAAUUGAAGAUGCUGGAAAACCGUUUGUGGCCCCUCCAGACGUCCAGCAUGCCACGCCUGCAGUCGCUUAG
Molecule: messenger RNA, 1065 nt
Organism: Exophiala spinifera
Lineage: Eukaryota; Fungi; Ascomycota; Eurotiomycetes; Chaetothyriales; Herpotrichiellaceae
Exons: 3
Coding region: 1-1065 (354 amino acids)
Biological process (GO): L-methylmalonyl-CoA metabolic process
Cellular component (GO): mitochondrion
Molecular function (GO): methylmalonyl-CoA epimerase activity
Source: RefSeq, a predicted model, not a curated record